CUGCGUAUUCAUACUUAUGCACAUUUCGUAACAUCAUACCUACUAAAUACAUAGAUGACAUGUUUUCCAACAAAAUCCGCUACUUAGCACUUGCAAUAUAACUAAGAAAUUGGUUUUUUUUCUAUUUCUUUUUGUUUUUCAUUUGCUUUUUUAUUCCAGUCCGUCGUUGUAAUGUUGAACCGGUUGAAGCGCUACUUCGUCGUACAAUUUCGCUGCUGCCAAACCAGUCCAUCAUCUCAAACGAACAAAAGUUAAGACAUAUGAGAUUGGAGGGACAGCUAGCUUUCUUUGGUUCUUUGGUUCUCUGGCUCUUUUGGCUUUCCCAGUAAAAUCCUUGUUUACUAGUGCACUUUUGACUUUGUUUCACUCCAAGACGUUAAUGUAUUUACCGCAUUUGGCCGGUGCAGAAUUCACAACUUUUUUCCAAGUAAGACUUAUUUCUUCACAAGCUCCAUUACAAACAAGUCCAAAGUUUCGUAUGGAAGACUAGAAAAUCUUUGGGCAAUAAAUUUCAGGAAAAUGAUAUCUAUUUAUGCACCAUUAGUAUAUGUCGCGGUGUUGAUUAGCGCCAUGUACGGCGUUUCUGUGUUUGUUCGAAAAUCAAGAACCAUACCAAAUGAAUUUGUUUCAGAAGAAUGGUUUGGAAAAAAUUCCGCAAGAAGCUACUUUUUUCGACUCUUGGAACAAAAUCCUCCUGUCCCAGAUACUGUCAUAAAAGCAGGAUUAGUUUUGCGUGCGACGGAAGCUCUGCGUCAGUUGAUGAGAUUAAAGUCGUCUAGAAUGGCUCUCAAUGUCUUGCUAAAUCGAGGAGGUGUUGGCGAUGAUUUGGUUCGUAAAUUUAGUCGAUUAGAGAAAGAGACUGAAUUGGAAUUGAUGGACAUUGCUAAGACUGCAAAUUCUUUACAACCUGGUUGGAACCAAUUUAUUUUUCAAACCUGCAAUGAAAUUAUUGAAAACGAAAAAAUCCUUGAACAUAUUGAUCAAAUACCUAAUGAUUUGGAACAAAUUUCUAUUCGCUGGUCCGGCGAGAAGCAACUUUAUGAAGAAGCUGAGAAUGAACGCCGUUUAGAAGCCCAAAAAGAUUUGGGCGUCUUCUAAGAGGGUUCGAUUGAUGGUCAGCAACACCAAAAGUUUAUUAUAUCUCUUGGCUUUCCCGGAUCUAAACUUAUAUCAUGCUGUUUUCUUUCCUCCUUUGUGGUUUUUGUCAACAUUCGUUUGUUUGACUCGUAUAUGUUAAAUUAAGUCCAGCGAAUGGGUUUAUCGCUUUGAACGCCUAGUGAAAUUAUGCAUAUACCAACGCUUCCAUCUACAUGUCAUGUCUCACUUUCAACCUUUCCUACCUUUCUAUCAGCCUUUCUCAUCCUUUGCAUACUACACUUUGGUCUAAUUAAAGAAAAUUGUAUAUAGACGAAUCUUUUUCUUUUAAAUUCUUAAUGAAAGCUAAUUCUUUAUUUCAGCCAAAAUUGAUAUUAUUCGCAAGAGACUAAGAUCUAUUAUUAGGUGAAGAUGAAACUAUAUAAAAAUGGUAUGCAAUGAUCAAAAUCCAU
Schizosaccharomyces octosporus yFS286 is the source of this 1547-nucleotide messenger RNA. RefSeq names its product ER protein translocation subcomplex subunit Sec66. The transcript has a single exon. Gene Ontology annotation, cellular component: Sec62/Sec63 complex. Gene Ontology annotation, biological process: post-translational protein targeting to membrane, translocation. The record is from RefSeq and is a predicted model, not a curated record. Bases 520 to 1098 code for a protein of 192 amino acids. NCBI's taxonomy places the organism in Eukaryota, Fungi, Ascomycota, Schizosaccharomycetes, Schizosaccharomycetales, Schizosaccharomycetaceae.